Messenger RNA from Andrographis paniculata, 1110 nucleotides. Its product is annotated as protein CURLY FLAG LEAF 1-like. The record is from RefSeq and is a predicted model, not a curated record. The coding region runs from base 196 to 843 and encodes 215 amino acids. Gene Ontology annotation, molecular function: protein binding. The transcript is spliced from 2 exons. Lineage: Eukaryota; Viridiplantae; Streptophyta; Magnoliopsida; Lamiales; Acanthaceae.
GCUUUUCGUUUCGUCUCCCAAAUCCCAUCCUUUCCCUCUCUCUCUCUUCUCUCUCUCUCUCCUCUGCCUUAUUUCCCGGCCGCUCUCACUUUCCCCCAUUUCUUCAAUUUAUUCUCUUCAGAUUCGCCCCGCCCCUGCCUGUGCCUCCAUGGUUACACCUUCUCCUUGCUGCUAAUUUCUGGGGAUUUGUGGUUUAUGGCGAGUUCGGAUAUGGCGACGGUUACUGCUUCGCUUGAGAGAUCCUUCCAGAAUUUCUCCCUCAACACUCACCAGGGAGAGGGCUCCGGGUCGGGUUCGGGUUCUGAAUCGGAUUCCCGCCGGAAUGUGUCGGCGGACGGCGGCGAUGAUGCUCCUAGGGUCGAACUCAAUUCUCAAGGCCCCUUGCCUUUGAACUGGGAGCAAUGCCUCGAUUUGAAGACUGGAGAAAUUUACUACAUCAAUUGGAGGACGGGGAAGAAGGUCAAGGACGAUCCUCGCCGCGCCACCGCCGCCACCUCCUACACCGCCGUCGCCGACGACUACUCCGGCGACGACAGUAGCUCCUGCGACAGCGACGAUUCCGGCUCGGAAUCGUCGCCUUCCUCGUCGCGACAGCAAUGGAGCGCCGGCAACAAUUAUUAUUCCCGUCGUCAACAGAACGUCGGCGUUGAUGUGGAUGUUUCCGCCACCGCCGGCGGCGGCGGCGGAAGCGGCAGCGGCGGAGGAAGCGUGCUGGUGGUGGCUGGAUGUAAGAGGUGCUUGAUGUACUACAUGGUGCCGAAACAGGAGGAGAUCUGCCCCAAAUGCUGCGGCCAUCUCCUGCACUUCGAUCGAUCUGGAAACGCUUCGUCGUCUUCCUCCUGAAUUUGGUAAUUUUCGAUUGAAUUGAAUUUUUAUUUUUUCUGAAAUUGGUGUUGAUUCUUGAUGGAGUUUUCGUUGUGAUGAUCUGUCUGUCUGUCUGUCUGUUUGGGAUUCGAUUCCUUCUUUCGUUUCGUCUGUUGUUGAAGUUCGAUCGAAUCUGUUCUUCACUUUCUUGAAUUUCUUGUUUUCUGUGUUCAUUAUUAUUUUUUUUUAAUUUUUUUUUUCUUAGAGUUUGAUUUUUAAUUUGGUGAUAGCUGAUGAGGAUAGUAU